Molecule: messenger RNA, 3140 nt
Organism: Haplochromis burtoni (Burton's mouthbrooder)
Lineage: Eukaryota; Metazoa; Chordata; Actinopteri; Cichliformes; Cichlidae
Gene: b3gnt5b
Product: UDP-GlcNAc:betaGal beta-1,3-N-acetylglucosaminyltransferase 5b
Exons: 3
Coding region: 707-1870 (387 amino acids)
Biological process (GO): brain development
Cellular component (GO): membrane
Source: RefSeq, a predicted model, not a curated record
UCUAUGGCAUUGAUAAACUCUGUUUCACAAUGAAUGACCCGUUUCAACAAGGCAUAGACAAGAAACAGACUUUUAACAGACGGGUUUUUAACAGACUGUGUGCUUCCAUGCAAAUUAGCCCCCCCUCGCUCCGAGAGGGCGUUUGGUUCCUUCCAGCUACCGUGCGAUCAAUUAAACGGUGAGGAUCGUGGAGUAGUCGGCAGCGGCUGGGGGAGUUCUGACCGUACUAUAAGGUGGUUUGACUACUUCACAGAAGACUGAUGCCAGCCUCUGUUGAGUCUUUUGCCUCUUGUCAUCUGAAGGAGGGGUCAACGUCAGACAGCAGAGACGCACCGUGCAGUCAAGAAGGAAGUUCAGUAUAGGAGAGGAGGCUGUCGCUGGAUUCAUACGGUGAAACUUUCUUUUGCCGAACCAAAAAUUAAGUGGGCAAAUAAUGAGUCGUCUGCUGCUGAGUGACUGAGUGGCUUUCUCCCCCCACCCCGAUGGAUCACACUUCCCAGCAGCCCCCACUGAGUCUCACCACUGCCUCUGCCUCCUGCUGAAUGUUGGAGAGCCUAGGAUGGAAUACCAAGCAAGUGAUGCUCUGAGGCAAUCAAACAACACUGUCGACCUCCAUUACCUUACCUCCCCUGAACGCACCAACACCUGCUCCGCUGCCGCCUCCUCUCAGACAGGGACCGCAGCCACUAGUUGAUCCCAUUCCAGGAUGUUUCUGAAUUUCCGCCGUGUUCGAAAAUGCCAGUUGGUGCAGGUGAUGACCACCUGCCUUGUGCUCUCUGUGGUGAUGGUCUGCUGGCAGCAGCUGGACAACGGCGUCGUCAGCCACGUCAAAUCCUAUUCCUAUCGCUACCUGGUCAACCGGUUCACCUACAUCAACGAGAGCCUCACCAUCCCCCGAAAGCAAGCCAGAAUGUUCAGCAACUUCCAGUACCUUAUGGACCACCCCAAUAAAUGCGUCGGGAAAGAUGUUCUCCUCCUCCUCUUUGUCAAAACGUCGCCAGAGAACAUUGAAAGGCGAACGGCCAUCAGGUCCACCUGGGGGAACGAGACCUACAUCCAAAAUACCCUGGGGGUGACGGUCAAGGUGGUGUUCGUUCUGGGAGCAGUUCAGACCAAGGAGACGGAGCCUCUGUGGAGCAAGAGGAGUGGCGUUGGUUUUCAGGAUCAGCUCAUCCAGGAGAAUCGUCUCCACGGCGACUUGAUCCAGCAAGACUUUUUAGACUCCUUCCACAACCUGACCCUGAAGCUGAUCAUGCAGUUCCACUGGAUGCACAGCCGCUGCCCACACGCCCGCUUCCUCAUGACCGCUGACGACGACAUCUUCGUCCACAUGCCCAACCUGGUGAGCUACCUGCAGGACGUGAGUAGCAGAGGUGUUAAAGACUUCUGGAUCGGUCGAGUGCACAGAGGCGCGCCACCCAUCCGCGACAAGGAGAGCAAAUACUACGUUUCCUAUGAGAUGUACCCCUGGGUGACCUACCCAGACUACACAGCUGGGGCUGCGUAUGUUGUCUCCAGUGACGUCGCGGAGAAAAUCUACCACGCCACGCUGACGCUGAACGCAUCCAUUUACAUAGACGAUGUGUUCAUGGGCAUCUGCGCCAACACCGUGGGUGUGUCACCACAGGAGCACACUUAUUUCUCAGGAGAGGGCAAGGCGCCGUAUCACCCAUGUAUCUACGCAAAGAUGAUGACAUCACAUGGACACAUAGAAGACAUUCACGCCGUUUGGAAGGCAGCAACGCACCCUCAGGUGAAGCAGCAGGUCUCCGGAUUCUUAGGGGAUCUGUACUGCACCGCUGUGAAAAUGGCUCUGCUUUGUAAACCCUACUAUUUCAACACCUACCCCUGCAAAGCAGCUUUUUCCUAGUAUUACUCAACACUUUGUGCGUAUCAUCAGACUGUGAGUGCGAAUGUGUCACACUGUAGAUCAUGAGCACAUGCUGAGAAUAUUACCUCGGUCCUUUCAGUCGGACAGUCACGUUGAAGUGUUGUGUUCGAGAACCGGCGAUUUGUGUCACUGUGGGUGUGAGAUCAGUGUGUUUAGAGUUCAAACAAUAGAUUCUCAUUCACAGCACAGUGUUUCAAAAGUCCUUCAAUGUUCACACAUCGCCGCAAUUAAAACUCAGUAGUGGUGCAAAUGACAAGACAACAUCCUCAUUGUCCUACUGUGAAAUGUGAGGCUUAAAUAAACGAGCCAUGGUUAUUAAAAUUGACUGACUUAUCUGUGAAAACGGAAGUGAUUCAUUUGGGUGAUGACAAUGAUGUGUGAAACAGCUAAUCGAACAGACCUGUGACGCUUCCUCUCUACUUUUGCACUGGGGAAAAAAAAAGAAAAGACAUUUGACUCACAUUUGUAAAAAUGUGUGUUAUUUGUUUUUCGUUUGGGUUUUUUUUAAAUCAGAAUGAAGACUGCACUCUGUUGCUGGUGAAGAACUUGAGAGUUUGUGUAAAAGGGAAACAAGGUCUGAGGAAACCUCAAGCCAGCCUUUUGAAGUACUGAAAGGUUUGUUUCCCCUGCUUUGCAUUUCUCCAAAGUGCUUGCGUGGGUUUUUCGCGCCAUACUAAAGAUAUUCAGGUCAGGUGGUUUGUAAACCCUUUGUGUGCCCCCUGUUCAGUACAUAUCUGUGGGACUGAGGCAUAGCGGCACAUAGUAAUUCAUGUAUCUCACUUCAACAGAUACAACAGUGUCAUAUCAUCACAAAGAUUGGCAAUCAAGCCAAACCUGGUGCAAGUUUUAAAGAGUUGUAGCAGUGACUCAGCGUUGUCUGAUACAAUUUGACAUAUAUGGGGAAAAAAACUUAUUUGCUCGUUUUAAAAAAACAACAACAACAAAUUUCCCUGGAUGUAUAAUGUGGAUGAUAAAUGUGGCCAGCAUGUAAGAAACGAGUUAAUGGAAAAUCCUACCAGCAGCAGACUUUUGCACUUUGACUGCAUAUUUCAAAAAAGGUGAUAUGAAUCUAAAGAUGAUGUUCGCUCAUAAACAUCUCCAGAGCAUAUUUUACUAUCACUCUGCUGUCUGGUUUGUGCUUGUGUGAAAAACAAAGUGAAACUUCAAAACUUCAACUCUCACUCUUUAUGUAAAAAGUUUAAUGAAUUAAAUUGAUUGAAUUGAAUGAAUUAAAUUACAUUUUUUUUUU